CAACAGUUUGACAGUUGUUACUGUGCCAAACGGUGUCGGGAACAUGGUGAAACAGUCCAUCCAGAAGUAGGAGGAAGGCCGAGAGAGCAUAAGAGUCAUACUCGGGGGUACAUAGGGGAAUAAUACUAGUGUGCACAGGGGUGAGAGUACUGGGGAAAUAACUCUGGGGUCACAAGUGAGAACAGUGGUACACAUAGUAUGGUUAGGGACUCAUAAGGUACACAAGGUUGUGAAUACUGGUGACCUAAUACUCGGGUACCAGGGCUGAGGCUACAAGGGGCAUAAUACUGGGGUACACAUGGGUAAGCAUACAUUGGCAAGAGAACUGAAGUACCCACUGCACCGGAAAUCCAAACAGCACUGGCAGACUGAGCGUAGUAAAUACUCAGUGCAAGAAGUACCCUGGAGACGUAGCCAUAAGGAUUUCCAGUUCCGCCAGCUGAAAAAGAUCAGAUUCUUCAACCCACCCCCAGAUCUUCCCAAGGAGCGCUCCAGUCUGCUGGCCCUAUCCAACAAAUAUGGCUUACUGUUUGCUGGCAGCCCUACUGGAUUCAAGGUCUUUCACACCAAAGAUGUCCUCAUUCCAUGCAAACCUGGGGAGGACCCGAAUAACAUUGUGGUGGGACCUCCAGGGAUUGAGGUACGGACAAACUUUCCUGUACACCACCUGGCUCUGAACACUGAUAAUCUCAUGCUGUCUGUAUGCAUGACCUGCCCUGAACUUGGCUCUUCUGUCUCCUUCUAUGAUGUCCGGACACUAAUGAACGAGUCCCGGCAGCCAAAAGAAGCUUUCGCCUCCCAGAGACUGCUGAGAGAAGCAGACAGCUUUGUCACAGACCUUAAGUGGAACCCAGUAGCUUCUUCAAUGGUGGCCUUGUGUCUGAAUGAUGGCAGCAUCUCCAUCCUACAGGUCGAAGACACUGUUACUUUGUACAGCAGCCUGCCGUCAAGUCUGGGUGUCACCUCAGUGUGCUGGAGCCCCAAAGGGAAGCAGCUAGCCAUUGGCAAGCAGAACGGCACAAUAGUACAGUACCUCCCAACCCUGCAAGAGAAGAAAGUUAUUCCCUGCCCCCCCUUCUAUGAUUUGGACAACCCAGUAAAAGUGCUGGAUGUCCUCUGGGUCAGCACCUAUGUCUUUGCUGUGGUGUAUGCAGCUGCUGAUGGGUCUUUGGAAACCUCGCCACAGCUUGUGAUGGUUUUACUUCCGAGAAAAGAGGAUAAACGAGGGGAUCGAUUCCUGAACUUCACGGAGACGUGUUACAGCAGCUGCAAUGAGAGGCAGCAUCAUUUCUUCAUGAACUACAUCGAGGACUGGAAUGUUCUUCUUGGGGCAUCGGCAGCUUCAAUAGAAGUCAGUGUAAUUGCCAGGCCUCUCGACCAGAACACAUGGGAACUUUGGUUACUGGAAGACUCCAGCCGAGCGGAGAUGCCGGUGACCGAUAAUAGUGAUGACACCUUUCCCAUGGGAGUUGUGGUCGAUUACAGCAGCCAACUGGAGAUAUUCAUUAGUGAUGAGAAGAUCUUGCCUCCUGCUCCGGUACUUCUGGUGCUUUCCACAGAUGGGCUCCUUUGUCCCUUUCAUGUGAUCAACCUAAACCCUGGUGUGAAAUCUCUGACCACAGCCCUGGAGCAGCUGCCCAUGGGAGGAGAGCGGCAAAUGAAAACUGGGGCACCAGGACCUGCAGUUACUCCUCCCAGCAUUCCUCAAGCUGUCACUCCAGCUUUCAGUACUCCGGUUUCCAAUCUAGCUGGAAAUCCUCAACCUGCUUCCCUGGGCUUCAGUAUUCCUGCUUCUAGCCUCUCUGGAAAACCUCAGACUGCUACUCAAGUUUUCAGCUUGCCUUCCACAAAUCUCGCUGGCAAACCUCAAACUGCAUCUACGGCUUUUUCUGUACCUACCACAGGUUUCUCUGGGCCACUUCAGGCUACUCCACAUGCUUUUGGCACUCUGGCUACAACUGUCCCUGGCCAAGUUCAAACCAACACUCAGGCCUUCAGCAUUGCAACAGGCUUUACUGGCCAACCUCAGGGUACUGCUUCAGGGUUUGGGAUUCCUACAACAAGUGUUGCUGGCAAACCUCAACCUACUGCACCAGGUUUCGGCAUGCCUUCUACAGGUUUCCCUAGCCAUCUUCAAGUUACUGCAACUUGUUUUGGUGUUCCUGCCACAAGUGUUGGUAGCAAGCCUCAAGCGACGGAGCCAGGUUUUGGCAUUCCUGCCACAAGUUUCACUGGCCAAAUUCAAGCUACACCACCAUCAUUUGGAACUCCUGCUGCAAGUGUUGCCGGAAAACCUCAAGCUACUCAGCAGGCUUUCAGUCUUUUUUCCACGCCAUCUGCCACAAAUACGUCUGCCAAUUCAUCAUCUAGCUUAUUUGGGCCUUCAGUUAAGCAACCUACUGGCACAAAUACUUCUGGCAAUUCAUCAUCUGGUUUAUUUGGGACUUCAGCUAAGCAACCCAGUUCCCAGUCAUUUUCCUUUUCGACGCAGGCUCCUGUAGAUUUUGGUUCUGCUAGUCCAAAGCCAGAAAACUCCAACAGCUCCACCCAAGCAACAGAUUCUAGCUUUGUACCCACCUCAUCUGUCAAAGUGAACCUCAAAGAUAAGUUCAGUGCUGUAGACACACACCAAGUGAUGCCAGGCUUUGCUUCCAGUGCCCAGAAUUUCUCUUUCACCUCUCAAGCCAAGUCCACAACUGCACCAAUUGCCAGUGGCAGUGCAGUGCCUUCACCAUCUCCGACCGGGGUGGCUCCCAGCAGGCCCUUUGCAGAUGUUACACAAGCUACACCAAACACCCCCACAGCAAGAGUAAAUCCUCCCGCGGUGAGGCAAGCACCAUCACAGCCUGUGGCAAAUGCCUCGUUGGACAAUCGGGUGAAGGAUAAUGAUCCUAUUCUUAACGCAAUAAAAGAUGAGAUUGCUCAUUUUCAAAAGGAGAUGGAUGACCUGAAAGCACGGACAGCGAAGGCCUGCUUCACCGUGGGGAGUGAGGAACAGAUGAGACAGUUGAGGACAGAGUCUGAUGGUCUCCAUUCCUUUCUGCAGGAAAUCAAGGAGACUACAGAGUCUCUGCAUGGAGAUACUGGCUGUCUCAAAACUACCCUAUUGGAGGCAUUUGCCAGUGUGGAGGAUGCUAGAGAGCAGGACGAGCGGAAAAAGGAUCCUAAGUAUCGCCAACUUCUGUAUAAAAAACCCCUGGAUCCCAAGAGUGAGGCGCAGAUGCAGGAGAUUCGCAGACUCCAUCAAUACGUGAAGUUUGCCGUUCAAGACGUGAAUGAUGUCCUGGAUAUAGAGUGGGACCGGCAUCUGCAGAAUAAGAGACAACAAAAAAGCAUCGCUGUUCCGGAACGUGAGACACUAUUUAACACACUAGCUAACAACCAGGAAAUUAUCCACCAGCAGAGGCAGCGUCUUAACCAGCUGGUAGAGAGCUUGCAGCAGCUGCGUCUUUACAACCAGAUCUCCAAGUGGAACAUGCCUAGUGAGGAGUUCACCAAUAAGAGUUUUGAAAUGGAGUUAGAAAGCCUGCGAAAUGCGUUGCCCAAGAUUGCAGAGGACAAAGAGCCCAAGCCCACGCCAAAAGCUCCACGUGAGUUCCCAACUUCACAACCUUGUCAGCUAAGAAACUUCCUUACCAAGCGGAAGACUCCUGGAAUUAGAUCACUUGCUCCAGUUGGCCUCUCCCGGUCAUCAUUCCUAGCCCCUAGUUACUUUGAAGACCUGGAUGAUGUGAGCUCCACGUCCUCUCUUUCGGAAGCAGCAGAUAAUGAAGUGCUACGGGCACCACCACAGCCAGUUUCAAUUAGGCGGGACACGCCACCACCGGAGCCUUUUCCUGUCCGGCCUGCACGUCAUGUGCCUAUUACACGUACUACGUCUGUGCAGCCAGGCUUUACCACCCCAUCUCUUACAUUUGGAAAAUCUCAGCCAUGUACUGGACCCAUGACAAGCACCCCUGCUGUCCCUGCUCAGUCAAUAAGAGUUAUCCCACAGGGGGCUGACAGCACAAUGUUAGCCACGAAGACUGUCAAACACGGGGCUCCCACAGGCCCUGCACCACAAGCAGCCGCAGCUGCCGCUGCUCUGAGAAGACAGAUGACCAGCCAGGUCCCAGCCUCUCUCACUGAAUCCACUCUGCAAACUGUGCCACAGGUGGUCAAUGUGAAAGAGUUGAAGGGCAAUGGACCUGGACCAAACUUUGCUACAGUGAUUGGACCGUCUGUGCCCCACUCUGCUGCCCAAGUUAUAAACCAGGUACUGGCAACAGUGGGUUCAGCCCCAGCUAAGCAGGUUCCUCCACCUGGUGGUUUAAAGACCCACUCGGCUCCUCCACCUUACAGCAGUGUUACUACACAGCCAGGAUCAGCGUUGGCACCUAGCAAGAUAACAGGACAGGCAAACCUGAAAUCUGAUACACCGCUGGCGUCCUCUACCAACUCUGUUGUCACUGGUAACAAAGCUUUUCCAUUUUCAUCACCUAGUGGUGUGUUCAGCAUGGGUUACCCGUCAUCUGCUGCUCCAUCACCACUCGGAAAUGCGGCUUCAGCAAAGGAUUCUAACCAGCCUGCAACAUUUAUAGCUGGAGCAGGAAACAAGCUCCCGUUUGGCUCUGGAUCUGAUGUGUCCCUUUCCUUUGCAUCCCUUAAAUCUCCUUCAGCUUCUAUUGCGCCUGCAGACUCCACAGUAUGCAUUAAACCUACUUCUGCUCAGUCACCACCUACUGUAUCCACCUACUCUGGAGUGUCCUCUACAGCUAAGCCUGGGAAUGGUGCUGCUACUCAGGGUUUUGCUGGUGGUGAAACUCUGGGCAGCUUUUCAGGACUUCGGGUUGGUCAAGCUGAGGACGCACCCAAAGCAGAGUUUCCAAAAGUCAUGCCUACCACACAGCCAGCUAAAAUACCAAGCAUUGGCCAAUUGACUGGUUAUACUGGGGGAUUUCAACCAUCUAAGCCUGUGGAACCCUCUUCAACCACGAGCAGUUCAUCAGCCAUGGUUUUUGGUAACAUGCAGUUACCAAGCACGGGAUCCUUAGGUGGUUUGUUCAACCCAGGUGGCAUCAAGCCAAAUAUCUCUGUUGUGGCUCCAAUUAGCACCGCUCCUGCAGCCGAUUCCUCAUCUAAUAUUCAGGCUCCUGCUUUAUCUUUUGGAUUUGUGUCUCCUGCAACUUCGGUACAAACAUCUAUGGUUUCGAUUGCUGGUACUCCAGUCACAGUAAUUCCCAGUACUUAUGGUGUGGACUCCAAACAGCCUGUAGUGCCCAUUAAAUCUGCCACCGAACCUGCUGCUUCUUCACAUCUACAAGCUCUGCUUGCUGUUCCAACUGAGGGCAAUAGAGAUCCAACGUCUAACCAAACUCUUUCAGCAUCAGGCAGCACCGAGCCCACAGCUCCAGCUGCCAUUCCUGCAGUUGGUACACCACAACCUGCUUCAGAAACAAAAGCAACCGUUUUAACAUUUCCUGUUGCAGUUGAGUCAGGGCAAAAUGCCCCCACCACUUCCUCACCAGUACUGGUCAGCCCUCCACCACCUCCGGCAAGCACAAUAUCUGUAGGUCUUCCUUCACAGACUCCAGUGUUGGUCACUACAGCUCCUGCUACAGGGCCAACCAGCACGCAAGACACCUCUGCGACAGGUUCUGCGUUCGUCCAGCCAUCUGUGACAUCUUCAGCAACAACAGCUGCCCCUGUCUUUGGGCAGGCCCAGGCAGCUAGUACAGGUCCUACUCUGUUUGGUCAGCAGAACAGCAAUUCAGCCAGCACAUCAGGGAAUCCUGCCGCUGGAUUUGGAUCAUUUGGUGUGGCAGAAGGAAGUGGAGGUUUUGGACAGCCUGUGUUUGGCCAAACAACAUCUUUCUGGAAAGCACCUGCGGGAUCUGCUAGCAACUUUUCCUUUGCACAGUCAAGCUUUGGGUCACAGUCAAUCUUUGGGCAACCUCCAGCCUCUACCGCUGCGGUCAGCAGCAGCGGUAGCCUUUUCGGGAGCACCCCUGCAAACACCAUUAGUGCAAGUUCAUUCUCUUUUGCACAACCAUCAAGCAGCAACACAUCCACUGCAGGAGGUGGACUUUUUGGGCAGAGCAGUGCCCCAGUCUUUGGACAGAGCUCCACGUUUGGACAGAGCGCCCCCUUGUUUGGCAGUGCAACAUCUACAACUACAACCUCAUCGUCCGGGUUCAGCUUCGGGCAGACACCAGGAUUUGGGUCCAGCUCUUCUGGAUCAGUAUUUGGCCAACCACAGAACACUGGCACAGCUGUCUUUGGACAGCAGCCAUCGUCCUCUGGUGGGAGUCUUUUUGGUACAAGCACCAGUGGCACGGGCGGAGGGGGUUUCUUCAGUGGCCUUGGUGGCAAACCCAGCCAGGAAGCUGCCAACAAGAAUCCAUUCAGUGCGCCUGGCUCUGGAUUUGGUGUCCCCAGCACUUCCAAUGCCAGCAGUCUGUUUGGUAACAGUGGGGCCAAGACUUUUGGCUUUGGUAGCUCCACGUUUGGUGAGCAAAAAUCUACAGGCACAUUCAGUGCAGGAGGUGGGAGCGUAUCCACCCAGGGAUUCGGCUUUUCCAGCCCCAACAAAACAGGUGGGUUCGGCGCUGCUCCGGUGUUUGGCAGCCCUCCAACUUUCGGGGGAUCCCCUGGUUACGGAGGGGUGCCAGCAUUCGGUUCAGCCCCAAGUUUUGCAAGCCCUCUGGGCUCGACUGAAGGCAAAGUAUUCGGCGAGGGUACAGCUGCAGCUAACACAGGAGGAUUUGGGUUUGGAAGCAGUAGUGGCAGUACCACGUUUGGUAAUCUGGCCAAUCAGAGCACCCCAUCCUUCGGUGCUCUGUCCCAACAGGGAGUUGGUUUUGGGGGGCAAAGUAGCGGAUUCUCCGGGUUCGGUACCGGCAGCGGCGGAGCAGCGCCAGGCAGUGGUGGAGGUUUUCCGUUUGGGGUUUCAAAUCAUAGAUUUUUAUCUUCAAGACCAAGAGAUUUUCAUCCGUGAAACGUCACCCAAAGCAUUCCUUAUUUUAUAAUACAUACGUCUAUGUCAGGAUUCGGGGGUGGCUGGAGGGGCUAAGCUACGGAUGGCGACUUGAUCCUCUGUAUACGCUACUUGUCAUUUCCUCCCGGGAGCCACAAUGGCACCUAUGCCAUGUACCAAACAUCAGCUUAUCAUCUGCCACCCAGCAUUGUUAAUAAACUGUUUUCAAAUUA
This is a messenger RNA of Pseudophryne corroboree (corroboree frog), 7188 nucleotides long. It is a transcript of the gene NUP214, whose product is annotated as nucleoporin 214. The transcript is spliced from 37 exons. Gene Ontology annotation, biological process: RNA export from nucleus; protein import into nucleus. NCBI's taxonomy places the organism in Eukaryota, Metazoa, Chordata, Amphibia, Anura, Myobatrachidae. Gene Ontology annotation, cellular component: nuclear pore. The record is from RefSeq and is a predicted model, not a curated record. The coding region runs from base 299 to 6976 and encodes 2225 amino acids. Gene Ontology annotation, molecular function: protein binding; structural constituent of nuclear pore.